AUGGAAAAGGCCCUCAGUGCCUGGAAAGUAGAAACAGAUAACAUAAAUAUUGAAAACAGUUUGGAAAUUGAGAUUGAAGGUCAAGAAUCAAAUUUUUCAAAAUUUUCUAUUGAAGAUUUAAAUAAUGUUGAAGACAAAUUAAAGAUUGACAAUAAGAAAUUGGAUGUUCAAAGAAAUUCAAGUGAUGUUGCAAAUAAUAUAACAGAAGCAGAUGAUAGAAGAUCAUCAAAUAUUAAUAAUUCAGAUAUGGGAAGAGAAUUAGAAUCUCCUCUUCCUAGUGAUUCAGCAUCUGCUGCAUCUGAACUUGUAUUUUCUGCAUUGUCUGCCUCUAGUGAUGAAGAAAUGCCAAAAUCUAAUCAUCAAAAUAAAAGAACCAAGAAAAGAAAAACAGCUGAAAAGGAUGCCAUAGAAAAAUUACUAGAAGCAGAGAAAAGAUCAUAUGAAUUACAAUGGAAGAAAUUACAGAUAGAAAUAGAAGUUGCAAAAUCAAUGAAGACAUUUUUUUCUUCUAUGGCAAACAUGAUGGACAGAAUUUUGAAACCACAGUCUUCCACUUCAGCACAACCUCCACAGACAUUUUCACAACCUUUUCAAAAUGCUAAUUGGACUAUUCCACCAGCUAAUUACUAUCCUUUUCCAUUUAUACCAAAUUAUUCUCACCCAAUGCCUUUUCCACCAUUUUAUCAAGCAUACACAAAUAACAAUCAAAACAAUUCUCAAAACAAUGAUAGAAACUGUUCAACUGAUGUAAAUAAUGUAUCUAAAGAAAGAAAUGAAGGAAAUAAAUCAUCAUAAAUUUA
Molecule: messenger RNA, 800 nt
Organism: Centruroides sculpturatus (bark scorpion)
Lineage: Eukaryota; Metazoa; Arthropoda; Arachnida; Scorpiones; Buthidae
Exons: 5
Coding region: 1-795 (264 amino acids)
Source: RefSeq, a predicted model, not a curated record